AAGUGGGCCAAAAGACUUCCCGGCCUUCUCGGCCCAUGUGACACCCCUCGGAACGCGCUUUGGCGCUCGUCCUUCAUGGAUGGCUUUGGGCCGUUGGCGGCCGGGCAGCCGGACUGCACCGUCACGGCGGAGGCGUCACUUCCUGAAAAGGCGGCGCAAAGACUUGCGAUGUGGCAAGGACACGACGACGUCACAGGAGGUCGAUCCGGCGAUCACGGUUACGCCAGCGAUCCCAGCGGCGGUUCGUGUUGGGAACUACUAUGCUGAAGACCAAGAAGAGGUCCUGCGAUACAUUGCCGAGGUCCAUGCCGGUCUUCUCGCUGACCACGAAUGGCUCCGGAAGAACGCCCGCAAGCUUCGCCAGGAGAAUGGGCUGACAAGGCGUUAUUCCGUUCCGGAGAUCCUUGCCAAACAGCACGAGGCUGAUGGUUUUGAUGUGUUCGUGGAUCCAGAGGAAGCACUUCUCAUGGCGGAGCGAGCUGCCAAGGACUCCGAGUGGUCGCGGGUCACGCGACCCGAGUUGUCAACGGCCGAGGCGGAAGAGAUUCAAGAGGGCAUCGGGUUCGUGAUCGCCACAGCAGCGGGUGGAAGUCCAAUCGGAGUCGAGGAGGUGCUCGAGCUCUUGGAUCGCUCCGUGGCUGGCGGAGAGAUUGGCGCGGCAGUCUAUUUGGCGGAGCACUUGGAGGCUCGCCAUGAUGGCCAACCACCUCGCCCACUGGUUGAGAGGUUGUUCCAGGUCCUCAAAGCAUUGCUGCGGCCCAGUGCUGCAACUGUCAGACCAAAGCUGGAAGGGCCGUGGCAGAAAGCUCCUCCUGGGCGAUUUGGAGCGUUAAACCCUCGGAAAAGCCUGGGGCGUUUGCUGGAGCGAUUGGCACCUUUGCGAAGAGAGGAAAAGGACCUCGCCAAGGAGGGGACAGCCGAGGUGUUCCAGGCGAUGGAACGGCUUUCGCAGAGUCUUUUGCCUGCCCUACAGCGCAUGGCCGAUGGCUCACGUGGCCAACGCCGGGGGCAGAUGGCAUCUCUCGUGACCCGUGUUUCUCAAGAGAAUGGGCUCAGCAUCAGUUCUGCAUUGGCGCAGGCGCUCCUGCAGCAGAUGGAAACCCAAGGACUUCUUCAAAUGAAAGGUCGAGACGUGAUGUUGUCCAACACGGUCAAGGCAGAAGAGCAAGAGCCUUUGCGGAGCUUCUACACAGACCUGCCGCUUUUGGAGGUCACUGAGUCAAGUGCUUGCAUUCGUCAAUGUUCAUCAUCACCCUACUGAUGCUUGAUCGAAAGAUUGACCGGCAGCUGUUCUUUGUCUUGGUGGCAGCAAGUCUUUGCGACUGUUUGCAUGAAGGCGCCGCGUUUCCUGCAUAUAUUAUCUUCAUGGUGAAAUCACGUUGGAGCUGAGCAACAUGUCGUACAUGUUUCCUGAGCCUGUGAUGGGCUACAUUGGUGACAUGCGGUCUCCCAAAAAUUGGUUCCGGUUCGCCGUUUCAUUAUUCGACAUUGAACACAAUGUGUCGUUCCCUCUCUUGCUGCGAUCCUGAGCAUUGUUCAUAUAUUGUUCUAUUAUUUGUUUUGCAUGCAUCAAAUAUAUUGGGGCGUUUGGUGGCCUUAUACAAUGACAUUUUUCGUUUUCCUGCAGGAACUUCUUGGAAGGAUGAUAUGGAACGACAUUGGCUCAAAUCAACUUGGACUCUUUCUCCAACCUUCUACCUGAGAGUGGUCCCCUCGGGAAGAGACUUGGCGCCCCGAGUCCCAACCUCCCCCAAGAAUCAACCAUGGGUCAAUGGGUUCGGUGGACAUCCUUUAUGGAACGACAUUGGUUCCUUUGAAAAGGGGUCAACCCGGGUGUCCUUCUUUUCACCCUUGAAACGUGAUGAAACAUCACAGGCUCAUGCCAAGAAACGGCUGGAGCGGCGGAGACAGCGACAGCAGGCCAGGGAAGCUGCCAAACGGCGCAAGAAGGAGAAAGGAUGAGAUGGCCGGUGCAUCCGGCGAACCAAGGAUCGCACGGCAAAGUCACCGUGACGAAGGGACG
Messenger RNA from Durusdinium trenchii, 2023 nucleotides. NCBI's taxonomy places the organism in Eukaryota, Dinophyceae, Suessiales, Symbiodiniaceae. The record is from the annotation of a GenBank genome assembly.